Perkinsus marinus ATCC 50983 is the source of this 867-nucleotide messenger RNA. RefSeq names its product Glutamate decarboxylase, putative. NCBI's taxonomy places the organism in Eukaryota, Perkinsozoa, Perkinsida, Perkinsidae. The record is from RefSeq and is a predicted model, not a curated record. Gene Ontology annotation, biological process: carboxylic acid metabolic process. Gene Ontology annotation, cellular component: cytoplasm. The transcript is spliced from 9 exons. The annotation marks the transcript as partial. Gene Ontology annotation, molecular function: carboxy-lyase activity; pyridoxal phosphate binding.
AUGCUAGAAAGCUAUGUGGAGUCCCUCGAUGAUCGCAGUCAGAAGGUUGUUCAGUUCAAGAGCCCAGAAGAGAUAUCAAAGAUUUUCUCGGAGAAGGCCUGUGACCUCUCCCUCAACGACGGUCAACCUGUUGGGGAAGAGGCGAUUCUCAAUGCCUGCGAGGCUACGUUGGCACUAUCAGUGAGGACAGGCCAUCCGCAUUUCUUCAAUCAACUUAUUGGUCGAGCCGAUGUGACUGGUAUUGCUGGUGAAGCACUGGUUGCAGCCACCAACGGCUCGGCAUAUACCUAUGAGGUUGCUCCAGUAUUCCUACUCAUCGAACAAGAGCUCAUGAAUAAGACCUUUGAUUUGGUUGGAUUCAGCAGAGACACCGCCGAAGGCCUCACCGUUCCUGGAGGAUCGAUAUCCAACCUCUAUGCAUUGCAGACUGCUCGGUACUAUAAAUUCCCCCAGGUGAAGACUGAGGGCAUCUUUGCCAUCGGAGGCCAGCCUGUUGCGUACUGUUCGGAAGAGGCGCACUAUUCGUAUACGAAGGCUGCUCUAGUUGCAGGGCUGGGAUCUAAUAAUAUGGUGAAGAUACCUACGGACUCCCGGGGCCGCAUGAGGGCUGAUAUCCUCGAGAAGCGAGUGGCCGAGGAUCUGAAGGCGGGCAAGAAGCCUUUCUUUGUUGGAGCCACUGCAGGAACUACUGUUAUGGGGGCCUUCGAUGAUGUUGAAGCACUCAGAUCAGUUUGCGAUAAGUUCGGACUGUGGUUGCAUGUUGACGGAGCUUGGGGUGGCGCUGUACUGCUGUCGCCGAAGUAUAAGAAGACUCUGUUGUCGGGUGUUGAGAAGGCCGACUCAUUCUGUUGGAAUCCACACAAAAUG